GGCCUAUAGUCUCUGCCCUGGCCAGACCGCAAAUCCCGGGCCGAGCCACGCGGUCUCUCCGGCCGGGCUGGCCGGCCUCGAUGGCUACCUGGAGGCGGGACGGCCGGCUGACUGGCAGCCAGCGGCUGCUAUGCGCCGGCCUGGCCGGGGCGCUCAGCCUCAGCCUCACCGCGCCCCUGGACCUCGCCACCGUGCUGGCCCAGGUCGGCGGCGCGCGAGGCCAGGCCCGGGGCCCGUGGGCCGCAGCGCUCGGGGUGUUGCGGGCCGAGGGGCCCCGGGCCCUGUGGAAGGGGAACGCGGUGGCCUGCCUGCGCCUCUUCCCCUGCAGCGCCGUACAGCUUGCCGCCUACCGCAAGUUUGUUGUGCUGUUCACAGACGACCUGGGCCGUAUUUCCCAGUGGCACUCCAUUGUGGCUGGGAGUCUCGCAGGCAUGGUUUCCACCAUUGUGACAUAUCCUACGGACCUCAUCAAAACCCGGCUGAUUGUGCAGAACAUGCUCGAGCCAUCUUACAGGGGGCUCCUCCAGGCUUUUUCUACCAUUUAUCAACAGGAAGGGUUCCUGGCCCUUUAUCGAGGGGUGUCCCUCACUGUUUUAGGUGCUCUCCCCUUCUCUGCUGGUUCCCUGCUGGUUUACAUGAACCUGGAGAAAAUAUGGAAUGGACCCCGAGAGCGGUUCUCCCUCCUGCAGAACUUUGCCAAUGUGUGCCUGGCUGCUGCUGUGACCCAGACCCUCUCCUUUCCCUUUGACACUGUGAAGAGAAAAAUGCAGAGGCCUUUUAUACCUGAAUUUGCUACAUCAGAUGCCUGUUGGAACUUGCAAGUGACCUGGAAAGGAGAAUGGGAAAACCCAGAGAACACAUCCUCAUCCCUUAAAGAACAAGACUUGAAAUGCUUUCUGAGCCAUCAUAGCUUUUGAAAGCAUUCUGGAGAACUGAACUUUACAAUAUGUGAUUAGCAUUUAAAUAUGGAUAGCAGAAAGGAAUAAACUGAGCCAGUGGAGGCUGUGGCAGCUUGCAAGCUCCUCUUCUCCAAAGGAUGGAUGCCUUUUAAAAAUGCAGACCCAGUUUUCAGGGGAGCCUGAAAUCCAAAAUUUAUGUAAAAUCUCCCCCUUUUUCAGUGUUGCAAAUAAAAAUUGAGUACUGAUUGGGCUAAAUAAAGCAUGCCUUUUUAUGACCUGUACUGUAUUCAAGCCUCCAGUGCCAGUGAAAGGACUUUCCCCCUGCCCCUCCCCCAGCCCUGAAGAGUGCUCCUGUUUUACAUUCCAGUCACUGCGCCUUUGUUCCUGUGGCCAUCUCUGCCUCCAAAUGUCAAAUCUUGCUGGGCUCCUUAAAGGUUCAGCUGAGUUUGCCUCAUGCAGGCCAUCCCUCCAGAUCUACUGUAGCAUGAUUUAUUGCUUUGUUUGACAAGUGUGGCGGCUUUUUCCACCCCUAAAACAGCCAUCUUAUUGUGAUGGCUGAAAGCAGACAUUUGGCCUUUGUAUCACAGUGGGGCUGCCCCAGACCACUGCCAAGGGGUUUCUGGGGCGAGAGAAGCUAAUUAACAGCUGCUCUUUCCACAACUUGUAGAUGCUAGGCUUUCACUGACCCACCUCUGAGCCCAGCGGCAUGGUUCUUUUGUUCCAAGACCCUUGUGGAUGAAUGUCUCCUUUUACCGAUGCCAUUUGCCAGCCAGUGUCUGUCGCAUUUCUCUCCAUGCCUCCACCUUUUCCAUACUCAGCGCACAUGGCCCUCUUUUCCCUAUCAGAGCACCUCCUCAUAUCUUCUGUCACCUCCCCAAGCAGUAGUCUUCCCCCUUCUCCAUGUCCUUACCUCAGUCCUGCUGCAGGUUGAGCAUCCCUUAUCGAAAAAGCUGAAAUCUUUGGAAUGGAUUGAAGGUCAAAAAAAAAAAAAAGAAAAGAAAAAGAAAAAUCUGAAAUCUAAAAUGCCUCAAAAUCUGAAACUUUCUAAGCACCACAGUGAUACCAAAGGUGAGAAAUUCCACACCUGACCUUAGGUGAUGGGUGGCAGUCACAAUGCAGGCACACUUAAAAGCACUGCAUAAAAAGGAUUCUAUGCUAUGUAUGUAAAUUAUAUAGGAAACAUAAAUUACAUGUUUAGACUUGGGUCCCAUCCCCCAAGAUAUCUCAUUAUACACAUAUAGAUAUUCCAAAUUAAAAAAAAAAAACCCGAACACUUAAAGUUCCAAGCAUUUCAAAGGGAUCCUCAACUUGUAUAACUCUCUUAUGGUUCGUAUCACACACACACACACACACACACACAUAUGGAAUUGAAUUCAGGACCUUCACUUACCAGGCAGACACUUAUGCUGUAUCCCCGGCCUCUAUUAUACCUUUUUGACCCCUAUUAUAUCUUUUCGUGUCCCUUACUUUCUCUAAAUUGCAAGCAUUUUACCUAUGGGAAGUGUGUGUCACACAUUUGUAUAUCCCUACAACACUUAGUCUCACAUAGCAGGCACUGAAUACUCAUUUAAAAAUGAAUGAAGUGCAGGACAGCCUUGGGAAAUUUCAUGAUAAGCACAACAUUGAACCCUCACUGCUGCUGAGUGGGCCCUAGUCUGCGUGGUUAGAUGCUAUUGAAGCAGGAGGUAAGCACACCCAAGCCCGCCCCUCCCAGCCGAAGGAGACAUCUGCUUGUGCCCUGCCUAAAACUGCAUCUGUGCUGCAGUCCCCAAAUGCACAAUCUUCCAUGUCCAACUUUAGCAGUCAGGAUGUGCACAGCUCAGGGCAACAGCUGUAACCACUUCAAGCCAGCAGAUUAAGGACCUUCACGUUUUUGUUUACACUUCUUAGGGCCAGCCCACUGCUACGUUGUAUAGUAUCUGGAAGUGUUUGACAAAUCACAAAACUAUCUAAUUUAUAUUUUUAGUUGAUUGCUUUUACUACAUGUGACCAGGUCUAAAUGAAUGUGUGUAAAUCUGUUCUUGGGUAAACAUGAGGAAAAACUACAUUAGGAGCCGCAGUGACAGAAACAUCUGUUGCUGCAGGAUUAGGAAAUUGUAACCACGUAACCAGGCAUGGUAGUACACUCCUGGAAUCCCAGCACUCUGGAAGGCUAAGGCAAGGAAGAUUACAAGCUUUAGGCCAGCCUUAGCCAUUUAGCUAUUUAGGGAGACCUUGCAUCCAUAAAAACAUUUCAUAAAAAGGCUGAGGAUGUAUAGCGCAAUACAAAAGCCUUGGGUUCAUUCCUUAGUACCCCCCCAAAAAAAAAAUUGUAACUAUAGAACAGUAACUAUAGUAACCAUUUAUUGGUCAGGUAAUGUGUACAAGGCAGUUUCUUAACCCAUUCAAUCCUAUUGCUGCUGCAAAAUAAGUACCAAUGUUAUUUCUCUUUCACAGAGAAAAGUUAGUCACUUAGCCCUGCGUGGUGUAGCUUUGAUUUGAACCUGGGUCUCUCCUUCCUUAAACUCUUUUAUCCCCUCCAACAACAGAGGCUUGUUCCUGAAUAAGUAACUGGUUCACUAACUUUGCCCCAGGUGGGAGUAAAGCGGAAGUUGACCCUUGAGGGGUGGGAGCUGCAGCAUCGGUGCAAGAGGAGCUGAGAGAAAUAACAAUGUGCAUGCUCGAAACUGACAGGCUGCUUCCCAAUUCAUGAAGGACAUGGUCUUGCUGUGUCCUCACAAAAGCAAGGGUCCAGGCAGCUCCCUGGGGACUUAUAAGGCCACUACUCCCAUUCAUUUAAGACUCUGCUCUUGUGACCUAAUCAUCUCUCAGUGGCCCCACCCACUGAGACCAUCACAUCGGGUUGCAACUGCAAUGUAGAAGUUUGGGGAGACAGAAAUGUUUCAGACUAUAGCAAUCCUGGCUUUGGCCAGGGAACAGUUAACGCAAAUUAGAGGAGAAGAAAACAGGAAAACUGGGCCGUCCUGGGGCUCAAUUGAUAACAAGAGGCAGCCUUAUUGGCAGCUUUGACUUGAAGAUCGUGAUAGGAAAGGCAAGCCAUAGGCAUAGACUGCUCAGUGGCCACAGACUCUUUGACCAGCCACCAACUGACCACAGCCACUCUAAGGGUUGGGAAGAAGGCCAGAAUGGGAGUGGAGCAAGGACAGACGUCCAGGAGGGAAAGAGAAACUGCUUUCAUGGCCCCACUGGGAGAUAUGAUAGCUGAGUUGAGGGUUUCCGCCUAGCUCAGCCUCUCCUGGGUGGCAGAGCAUCUAGUCUCAGUAGGAAUGGAGCUAUUUUCCUAACAGAGCACGCUUACCUGCCCGGCAUGGCAAACAGUGGCGGGCGCUGAGUGAGACGACAAACUCACCUCUGUGGCGGUUUUGGUUUUUUGCUGUCAUCUUGCUUUGAGGGCUGGUCACUUGGAGGACUAACUUCUGCCUAGGUGAGCAGCACUGCCUUGGCACUUAGCAAAACAGAUGCUUUCCAAAUCCAGGUAGAUGUCUGACAUCCCUUAGGCAAGGUCACUUCUUAGGGCAUUGAGAUUAAAGUGAAUUGAAAGGAAACCGCUCCCCCUUUGUUUUUUGUUCAAAGGUGUACUGUGCCCUAAAUACUUUAGGGAUCGCAGUUGUUGAUCUCAGAAACAAGACUGUCCCUAGAGGGCAGGCCGAAGGGAGUAGGGAGGAGCUUUCCAAUUCCACUAAAGCUAAAAUCUUACUCUGCCCUUUUCUCCUGACCUGAGCUCACUUAUUCCCUUAAAGACAUAAAGAUCUGGGAGCCUGCAGCAACUCCAACUUACCAGUAACAGCUGCUAAGACAGGAUCUUCUACCCACCUUCCUCCCCCAGAGUGGGAGACAGGGAAACAGACAGGGAAAAGAGGUUCCAGGAAAUAGCUGUGGUCCACCAGGAAAGCCUAGAGCUACCUAUGAUCGUGCAUAUGACCCCUUGCUGCUGAGGGGCAAAUAUGGAGACUCCAGUUUGCUGACCUCCCCACUGGCCUACAACCAACACUGGAGUUCCCAUCUUUUCCCCACAUAACUGUCAGUGACUUGUUUUUGAUAGCUGUGUUCACCUUGAGUCUCUAAUGAGCCCACUAGCUCAGAGAGUCCUAGUACAAGCUUUGGAUCCCAGCCUGCCCCUUAGUUCUGCGUGAACUUUGGUCUGCACCUGAUCUUCCUCAUCUAAAACAUGUGGACGAGAGUUGCACCUAUCUCAUAUCUGUAGAAGAGACUGAAUUAGGUUAUUGCAAAUCCAGAACCAGGCAUGUAAUCAGUGCUAUUUUUAUUGUGCUGGGAGCAUCUCUUUAGAACCUGUGCAUAGCAUACAAAGCCUGGGUUAGAUCUAUAAAGCCAAUCCAAGUGUUUCUGCAUUCCCCUGAUUACUGUACACACAGAUGAGCCAGGAUCAUAAAACCUCAGUAGACCCUCGCACUCUAGAGCUAAUGAGCAGGGAUGGUAGGACAGUUAAUUAUUCUUCAUUUGGUGAGUUUAAUACACAUUUACUGAGAGGCCACCAUGCACAAAUCCUGCCUAAAUCUGUGUGUUCUCGGCCUUCUGAAAAUUCAUCUCCCAAAUCUUUUUCUUUACCCGUCCUGUAAUCUCACCCUUAGACAAGAUGACACUCUCAAAGUUGGCUUUUCUAAAACUUGAUCAGUGAUUGCUACUCAUGGAGUUCCCCAGCCUUGGCCUUACCUCAGCAUGUUCUGCUCACUUGCAUCUCAAUUGCCUUCCCUGGAUAUGCCCAGCUACAUGCUCUUGGCCUCCCCACCCCCUGCCCCGUGGCCACACAGGAACUCACUGUCUCUCCUGUCUCUGCCCAAGCAGAAUACUAACCUGCUGUCAUUUGCUGGCUUCCCCCACAGUGACCACAAGCAAUCCCAGUGGCCCAUCAUCCCCCUGGCCUGCUGCUGACAUGCUGAAAGGGCUCAGAUACACACAUGUUGGGAGCCACUGCCUACACACACUGUGUGAGUGUUCCACUAUAGAGCACAGCUUCCCAGCUGUAGGCAGUCCUGGCCAUGCCAAGAGGAAUAUAGGUAAUGUGGCCACUAAUGGGGCUGUUAUUCUCUUACAACAUAACAUCAUUUCAUUCAUGUGCAGAUAUAUCUGUAAUGUGAUUUCCUUAAAGUAGGACUGUUUUGGUCAAAGGCUGUGUGUUUUACCUCUUUAUAAAUACUGUUGAAUCAUUUUAGUACCUGUGGAAAGAAUAAUACCAAAACGACGCCUUUGUUGAAAGGCCCCUGUGAAGUUUAUAUCAGAAACUUUCAACUGCUUUGCUUUGAAGUAUUUAUUUUUCACUUUCUUCUUACGUAAGUUUGUUUCUUAUUUCCUUCAAUGUAUAUUAAGCCUCUCCUGUGUACCUGGCAUGUUGGUAGACUUUGAGGAUAAAACCAUGCUCAGACAGACAUUGUCACUGCCCUGAUGGGGUAGGAGGGUUUGCUGGCUGCCUGGAUUUGUUUACCUGCGCACCAUCCAGAGUAUGUGAAAAGCCCAUAAAACUGGGAAAUGAAUUUAUUCUGCGCUGAAAAUUCUAUAAUUCAUCAUCUUAGCCAAGUUGUUAGAGUAGCUACCCUGCCCCUCUCAGCACUCUGAAGUACUCUAGUGUAUGGACAGGGUAUAGCAAAAGUCAGGAAAUAGGUGUGUGUAGAUUUAGACAGGCGUGGCCCCACCAGAGGACCCAAUGUUGAACCCUCCUUAACUUCUACUUUGGUCAGGGGGAACCUGGAGAUAUAAGUUAUCUUUUUAAAAACAAUUCUAAUUUUUAAAGAUUCCAUCUAACCUCUUGAUUAUAGUGAUAUA
Molecule: messenger RNA, 6677 nt
Organism: Cavia porcellus (domestic guinea pig)
Lineage: Eukaryota; Metazoa; Chordata; Mammalia; Rodentia; Caviidae
Gene: Slc25a43
Product: solute carrier family 25 member 43
Exons: 4
Coding region: 81-917 (278 amino acids)
Biological process (GO): transmembrane transport
Cellular component (GO): mitochondrial inner membrane
Source: RefSeq, a predicted model, not a curated record